Molecule: messenger RNA, 1194 nt
Organism: Darwinula stevensoni
Lineage: Eukaryota; Metazoa; Arthropoda; Ostracoda; Podocopida; Darwinulidae
Source: the annotation of a GenBank genome assembly
CAGCUCAAUCUGAAAGGACAAGAAAAAUUAUAAUUAGCAUAAAAUUCAACAGGGGGUAACAAGACAUUGUGACCACCCUGUACAUAUACAUAAUACAUAGGCGCCUAAUCUGUCCAUGUCAGGGCGUCUUUCUGGGGAAACUCCUUCUAGACGGAUGAACGGAAUUCCAUAAGUGAGAUAUCAAUAGAAAGCUGAUAACCUGGAGACAGUUCUUCUUGGAUCAAUAGUCAAAAAUAUAUUUCCAUUUUCAUGUAAUAAGGCCAAAUUUCGACGAUAAGAAUAGCAUUGUAUUGAAUGCCUUCUCGGGCGAAGUGCUCACAACCAACAAUGAGACUACGAAGCAUUAUCGGCUAUGGAUGUUGUUGCUGUGGCAAAUGCGGACAAUGAUCUUUAUGUGCCUUUGUUUCGUUGCUCGUCAGUCCCGUCGCUGGUUUGCAACAGUGUUUCACGUAUGUCUGCAGCAUUUGGUUAGUGCUGUAUAUUAUAAUUUUGAAUGCUGGUAUUGUUCUCAAAAUGCCAGAAAAAAGGGGAGAAUUUUGAACUAUUAUGAGGAGUUAUCUACUGAACGCGCAAAAAAAUGCCAAGCGCCUUAUUGGACGGAAGUUUGAUGACGCUUCAGUACUGAGUGACAUGAAACAUUGGCCCUUCACCGUCGUCAAUGAUAAUGGGAAACCCAAGAUUCAAGUUUCAUAUAAGGGGGAGAUGAAAACUUUCUCCCCUGAGGAGAUAAGCUCUAUGGUGCUAACAAAGAUGAAGGAGACCGCCGAGGAAUAUCUAGGGAAAACAGUGACGGAUGCUGUCGUGACAGUGCCUGCCUACUUCAAUAACUCUCAGCGACAGGCUACCAAAGAUGCGGGCAGAAUUGCGGGCUUGAACGUCCUACACAUUAUGAACGAGCCCACUGCCGCUGCCAUUGCUUAUGGUCUGAACAAUAAAGUUAGAUCAGGAAGCAAUGUUCUCAUCUUUGAUGUUGGUGGUGGCACAUUUGAUGUCUCAAUCCUUCUAAUUAAAAAUAAGAACUUCGAAGUGAAGUCCACCGGUGGUAAUACUCACCUGGGUGGUGAAGAUUUCAAUAACCGCAUGGUGGACCACUUCGUGGAGGUAAUCUGCGAUAAAUGGAUAGAGUCGGGAUUGACUUCUAUCAGCUGUUUUGUUCUAAUACCAGAUGAAGGAAAAAAAGAUGUUGCUCUUUGA